CUUCUCGUCACCUCUCUACUACCCGAUUUUGAGCAUUGCUAUUUCCUCACGACUCGCGCGACAGCAUAACCUUUUCAAUCCCACCCCGAAUCACUCAUCAAGACCAAUGCGCAGAUUAGUUCAGCGUCCAUGACUACCCUCGUGCAGACCCGUCAGCCACUACAAACACUGAGCAUGAGCAAUCAGUCUCAGCCUAAGCGUCGCAGAAGCUCGCGCCUUGCUUCAUACGACGAACAGGAUGGUGAUUUUCAUUUCACGCGAGGAUCCAAAAGAGCGAAGACGCAACAACCAGAACCCAUACCCGAGGAGGAACCAGCUCCAGCUCCCGCACAAGUACCGUUAGCUAGAAGAGGGAGGCCGAAACAAAAUAAAAUAGCCGAACCGCAGCCAGCUUCACCUGUUCAAAUAGUUCAACCGGCUCAACCAGCACCCAGGAGAAAUGCGAAGCGGAGGUCAAAUCUGAUAUCGUCCGAUCAAGAUGAGGUACAUACUUCACCGCCUCCGCCUCCGCCGCCCCAACAAAGGGCCACGAGGAAGAGAGGACGCCCGUCGGUGGAUAAAACCGAAAAGGAGCCAGUAAAAGCUACGAAUGGUGUCUCUAAGAAGCUUAAAGAGAAGGUGAAAGAAAAGCAAAAGGAAAAGGAAAAGGAAAAGGAGCGGAUAGAGGAAGAAGAAGAAGUAGUAGUGGUGCAAGAAGAAGCGGUACAAGAAAAAGCAAUCCAAUCGACUCCAGUGGACGAGCACAAGAAUAGAGGCAAUGCUUCCGAUUCUAAGAAGAUCGCGCUGCCGUUCAGCGAUACGCCCAUAAUGAAUCGCAACAAAGAGAUGCGGAGGAAGACGGGAGCUCGCAGGAGUAGUCUGGGCAUGCGUGGGAGAAGAGCAAGCUCCCUUAUAGAUAACGGCCACAGCGCAAUACCGCAUAAGGCGGUCGAUCCCGCCGAAUUCUACAAGCAUAUCGAAGCCGAGCUGAUGGAACCGCGCCGUAUGAAGCAACUCCUUACGUGGUGCGGAGAGCGAGCCCUGUCGGAGAAACCACCAUUAGGAUCCUUGAAUUCUAACGAGAUUCUUGGAGCCCGAGCGAUCCAGGACCAACUACUAAAAGACUUUUCUUCAAAAUCCGAAUUCUCAGACUGGUUUUCACGGGAGGAAGUACCGCGACCACCGGCAAUAGUGAAGCCGAAUCCGCGGAAUAUCGAACACGAGGAGAAAAUAGUGGCGUUAGAAGAGAGGAUAAAACGAUUAAAAGCAGAAAAGCGAGCAUGGCAAUCCUUAAAACAACCACCACCAGAACUACCACCACUAUUCCCGCCAUCCUCAUCCUCAUCAUCAGAUCCAAACGCCGCACAAUUACCGUUACCCGACGCCUCGCUCCUCGACUCCGACGAGGCCCAGAUGCUAGCCGCGCUCACGGACCCGUCGAUGGCGCUCAAGCCGCCGAAGAUCCAGUCCCGGCUCCAGGUGCUCCAGAGCUCGCUCGACUUCCGGAUCGACCACCUGGCGGACAACGUGCAGAAGCUGGAACACCACGUGCGCACGGGCGGGGCCCAGGCCGACCGGGUGCUGGCGCUCAGCGCGGCGAGGCUGAAGGAAAGAGAGGAGAGGGAGAGGGCGAGCGCGGGGACCAAGGAUAUGCCGGUCAUGGAGGUGCUGCGGAGUCUGGGCAGGAUAUUACCGCCGGAGAGCGGCGGUGGCGGUUAAAAAAAGCAAAAUAAAAUAUCGUGGGUCGACUUUAUGCCGUACAAGCGUGGGCGUAUAUAAAACGGCACGUGCGCGUGUAUGCGUGUAUGGAAAGAAAAGACAGUACAAAGAGAAGAAAAAAAAGAGAAAACCAAACAAGCAAACAGAGAUUACCUACCUAUCCACUUUUCAUGUCCCAUGGUCCGGGUUUUCUGUGAGAGGGUGUGCUGG
Daldinia caldariorum is the source of this 1908-nucleotide messenger RNA. RefSeq names its product Mis12-Mtw1 protein family-domain-containing protein. The record is from RefSeq and is a predicted model, not a curated record. Gene Ontology annotation, biological process: cell division; mitotic sister chromatid segregation. The coding region runs from base 130 to 1698 and encodes 522 amino acids. The transcript is spliced from 4 exons. Gene Ontology annotation, cellular component: MIS12/MIND type complex. Lineage: Eukaryota; Fungi; Ascomycota; Sordariomycetes; Xylariales; Hypoxylaceae.